Messenger RNA from Cuscuta campestris, 3472 nucleotides. The record is from the annotation of a GenBank genome assembly. Lineage: Eukaryota; Viridiplantae; Streptophyta; Magnoliopsida; Solanales; Convolvulaceae.
CGGGAACCACUAAACUCCCGGAGAAAGGUUCAUUAAAAUUACAGUAUAAAUCGCCCGGUAAAACCGCGAUUUCAUUGAAAGAGAGAUCGGCGACCGUUGGCGUCUCACUAUCUUUCAUUUAUAUAUUUCCUUCUCUCGCAUUAAAUUCCACCGCUCCUCUUCUUCUUCUUCUUUCUCUCUCUAUUUCAUCAAAGCUUGGGGUCUAGACGCCAAGGGACAUUCUCCGUAGCUGUUAGCUAAAGUAAAUGAAGUUUUCCUGACUGAUGGCUGUUGCUGGCUUGCGUAACGUUCCUGCAUUUGAUUAUUCUGUUCUUGAUCAAUCUCAGCCACCAUUGGCAAGGCUAUGGGGUGAAAGAGAAAGGUCAGGGGCUAGGGCUUCCACUCUUCUUCAAAUGUGGAGGGAGAUUGAGCAUAUGGGGAGUAACACCAUCACCAGAUCUAGAGAUGGACAUGUGAAGCAAGGGAAUGAGAGUGAAAUUUGCAAUGCGAAUGAGUCUAUUGAUCUUGCCGAGAUAGAGAGGGGAAAAGUCAGGCAAGUUUUUCAAGAGUGGAUGUGUAAUGGUGUACAGAUCAAUGCGCUGAGCACAUCACCGGUCAGUGGGCAUUUAAGGGAUGGAUGUGUUGAAAAUGGAGAAUGGAAGGGAAGCAAAGGCUUACAAAGACUGUGUGGCAGACAGGCUAUUGUUGAUUUACUGCUAAAGGCUCAGAUGCAACGGAAAAGAGAACUUCAAUGUUUGUCAGAGGCUCGGCCGGUAUCAGGUUUCGCUCAUCGCAAGCGUAUCGAGUCACUGCUUAAAGGUAGAUUCCUGCUCGAGGAAAGAUUGAUCUGGGGUGAAAGGCGUAAUUCACUUGAAACAAUUGAACUAGGCCUUCUGAGACAGAGACAAACUGUAUCCUGUUUAAGGGAAGAAUUUUUGUCAAGACUGGACCGUAAUUGUCAUAGUCACAUCUUUUAUUCCCAAUCCAAGGAGUUUUCUGAUGUUGAACAUAAUGCUCCUGGAAAUUUUCCUUGUUCAACCACUGAACAAGAGGAUGCCAAUGAUUUGCACAAACAAUCUGAGCUUUCAUAUGAUGGCAGAGAGAUCAAUAUAUCUCAUAUGCUGGAGAAUGUAGAGGAGACGGUUGGGGUUAUGAUACAACCUGCAACUUUUGGCCAAACUGUGGAAACAUCAGAGGAACACUUGGAAUGUGAAAGUUCACAGUUUUCUGUGGGAAUAGAGGAUGGUGAAGGUCAACAACCAGAAGAUCACGAAGCUUUAGGUGAGCAUCAUGACCACAAUGACGAGUCAAAUGAUCUUCAAGAAGUGUAUGGUGGGGUGGAUAAUUGGCAAGAAAAUCGCAUUGACAGUUUUGACUGGCAAGGCAAUGUUUAUAACACCGAACUUAGAGAACUCCUCAGCAGGAGAAGUGUUUCUAAUAUACUUCAAAGUGGGUUCCGUGAGCGGCUAGAGCUGCUGGUGAACUCUUAUGUUGAGAGGCAAGGACAGACUUCUUUUGACUCGGAGAUGGACCAAGAUCACCAUGAGGGAGACGAGAAUGACAAUGAGAAUGAGGAUGAUGUUAACGUAAAUGAAAUGGAAAGAAAUUACUUUCUUCUAACUUCUUCUCAAGAUUCUCUUUCUCUGCCUCUUUGGGAUGAGGAGCCAACAAACUCAAAUAUUCUUUGCUUUAACCUUCCUUCGUGUCCAGAAAUGGAGUGGCAAAUCAUCAACGAGUUAAGGAUUGACAUUGGUAGGCUUCAACAGCAGAUGAAUAAUAUGCAAAGGAUGCUAGAAACAUGCAUGGACAUGCACAUUGAAUUGCAGCAAUCAGUACAACAUGAAGUUUCUGCAGCUUUACACCGAGAGUCUGUUUCAAAAGAUACAUGUGAGGACAGUCUUUUGAAUAAAGAAUCUAAGUGGGAUAGCGUGAGUAAGGGAAUUUGUUGCUUGUGUAGUACAAGGAGAAUUGAUUCGUUGCUAUACAGGUGUGGACACAUGUGCACAUGUCUAAAAUGUUCAGAAAAAUUGGUCCAAGGGAAAGGGAAUUGCCCAAUGUGUCAGGCCCCAGUAGCUGAGCUGAUACGAUUGUCCUCUUUACAUUAAUUAAGAUAAGUAAAUGAAGCCAAUGAUAAGGAAAAGCUCUAAUUGCCGCUGCCCAUCCUGGUCACUGUCAAAGUAAAUUCUUCCAAUGAAAGCUAUAAUUCGCAUCCUUUUACUGGUAAACGGCAAAGUGGUAUAAGCUAAUGAAUGGGAAGUGAUCUGAUCUUUGUUAACUGUCAAAGUAAAUUAAGGCAAUACUAGGUAAAUUUUUUUGGUAGAGUGAAAACCAGGUAAGUGCUACACUUCUCAAUCAGUUUCCCUACUCCUGUAGAAUUGUGGUAUAUUCAAACGCAGUGUCGUUGAUGGCUACAAACAUGAUGCGUAAUGGCGUGUAAAUGCCAUCUCAUUGUUUGUGGAGACGUUCUCGUAUUUGGCUAAUUAGAGUAGCCAUUGAAGUAGCUUUGAUUAGAUUGCAAAUGCUAUCUCCUACGAGUGUAAAGGUAGCUCUCUUCAAGUGUCUGCCCUUUGCAGUGCACAAUGAACUAGAGUGGUCUUUUCGUUAAACCUCAUUGACACCUUUGUUUGAGUCACAUGGAUAUCAGAGUCAAUUAAUGCAUGGUUGUACAUAGAGACAAGCUUACUACUUUUCAAUUUAUGGAUGUCUCAUUCAAACACAACGACGUCUUUCAGGAUUCAAUGUCAGUGAUUUCAGAGACACUGCAAAUUCAUCAAUUUCAUUGACACUGAAUUCAUAAAAGGAUGACAUUCUGAUUUAGUGUGACAUUCAUUAAAAAAAUGUCAGGCUUGUCUUUGUGUCUGGAAAAGCAUUCCAUUUGAUUUCCUGAGAUGUGAGUUCAUCACAUGAAGCAAAGGACUGAUACCCAAAGAGGAAACUACCCUUACCCAAGUGGAGAUGAUGUUUGCAGUCUUAUCAAAGCUGCUUCAAAAGGAAGCUGUAAUAGUCUGUACAAGAGCGUUCCCACUAACAGUGAGGCGGUGCGAUUGUGGAAGCCAUGCCAUGCCGGUCACUGUCACCACUCACCAUCAAAGGCUUUGAAUUUCAAUUCAGUAGUGAGAAAUUGAGCAGAAAGUGUUGGCUGUACCUGGCUCUCACUCAGGGCACACACACACACUAUGUAAUACACUUUCUCCAUUACAUAGGGAACUUGGUUGUAUUGAUGGAUUGGUCGAUGUAACCAUACUAGAUUGUAUGAGGUUUCUUUUGAACUGAUUUUUGACAUAGCUUACAAACGAAUCAAAGGUAUUAUAAUGGCUUGCAACAGUUCAGUGCACAUCAAUGAGAUAAGGGUACAUUCUUGUGAAGAUACAUUGUGUAGUCAAAGGGAGAAGAGUUAGAAUCAUGAAUUAUGUAUAUGCAUUGAAAAUGUUGCAACUCAAAGCAGUUUGAGGCAGAUUUAUGGUAUGUGUUUCUAUAAAUGUGAUGAUUGUGU